AUGCAAGGACUGUGGGGCAGCAGCUGGAGGAAGUUCGGACACGCCGGCAGGGGCACAUACGAGUGGUUAACUAGCGAACCAAGCCUGCCUCCUCAGGAGACCCAGCUGCAGGGCACCCAGCAGCUAAGUUCCACCAAAGACGAUGUGGAGCCCUUCCUGUGCAUCCUCCUUCCAGCCACCAUCGUGCUCUUCCUGGCCUUUCUGCUGCUCUUCCUGUACCGCCUCUGCAAGGCCCGGCGGCCCCAGGGCCAGGUGUUCAGCAUCGACCUCUCAGAGCACCCACCUGGGGGCGAGGAGACCGACUUCCUGCCCGGCUUACCCUGGGGCAGUGAGCAGGACUUCCCCUACUCUCCUCUGCCCAGGGAGGCGGCCCCCCACUCUGAGUGUUUACCACCCUCCUACGAGGAGGCCACCAGGAAUCCCCCUGGCAGAGAGGCCCGGGAGGCGGGCCUUCAGUAUGCAGAGGGCUCACCUGGACUGGAUGUGCCAGUAUAA
Phyllostomus hastatus (greater spear-nosed bat) is the source of this 495-nucleotide messenger RNA. RefSeq names its product small integral membrane protein 28 (gene SMIM28). The record is from RefSeq and is a predicted model, not a curated record. Lineage: Eukaryota; Metazoa; Chordata; Mammalia; Chiroptera; Phyllostomidae. The transcript has 2 exons. The coding region runs from base 1 to 495 and encodes 164 amino acids.